This is a messenger RNA of Achroia grisella, 575 nucleotides long. RefSeq lists its product as uncharacterized. The transcript has a single exon. The record is from RefSeq and is a predicted model, not a curated record. Bases 57 to 488 code for a protein of 143 amino acids. Lineage: Eukaryota; Metazoa; Arthropoda; Insecta; Lepidoptera; Pyralidae.
UCCAGUGGGAACGCACAGUGCGUUACCUAGGGGUGGAAAUCGACCGGUCGCUGCGUAUGACGCCGCAGGUGGACCGGGCCGUUACCCAAGCCAAGGCCGCGCGCGCUAUGCUGCGACCGGUCUUGCAAUCCAGGCUGCAGCUGCGGACGAAGGUAGGCAUUUAUAAGACCUACAUUCGUUCGCGGCUCACAUAUGCCGCCCCCGCAUGGUACGCACUGUGCUCGGCCUCACAGCGGCGGAGACUGCAGGUCCAACAGAACGCCGCCCUCCGUCUGUGCACAAAUGCCGGACGGUACGUCCGUAAUGACGUGAUCGCCCGCGACCUCAAGGUCCCAUCGGUGGAGCAGUUCGUCGUCCGGUUGACGCGCGCGAUGUUCUCGCGCGCGGACAGCGGGCGCGAAGCGCACCUGCGCGACCUCGCCCCUCUCCACGCGCGCCCACCGGACGCCACUCGCGCGCUCCCGCGCGACCUACUCUCCACCGAGUGAUCACGUCAUUUACGUGACGUGGCGGCGUUAAGCCGGCUCGGCGAGCGACUUAAACAGUCCUCCCACACGACUCCCUCAGCCGGCUGC